Messenger RNA from Pimephales promelas (fathead minnow), 3500 nucleotides. RefSeq names its product transmembrane protein 108 (gene tmem108). NCBI's taxonomy places the organism in Eukaryota, Metazoa, Chordata, Actinopteri, Cypriniformes, Leuciscidae. The record is from RefSeq and is a predicted model, not a curated record. Gene Ontology annotation, biological process: dendrite extension; postsynaptic density organization; retrograde axonal transport. Gene Ontology annotation, cellular component: early endosome; endosome membrane; postsynaptic density.
AACAGUUUUCGAGCCAGGGUGACCGACACGCACCAUCAUUAGUCUGAUAUCACUCCUCCACCUGCUGUCUUGGUUUCUCAUGACCAGUCUAUGAUCUAAGCAAGCUAUCCUAUGUUUUUGGGGAGGUGUGCGAGGUUGGACUGGAUUCAGACAGCCUAUCUGCUGGACGGAGGCUGGAGAGGGACUGACCGCUCCGCUCAUGUGACAGUCUGAUACCUUGCGGGAAGCAUGUGCGCGUUGCGCGUUUCGCUUAAACCGGUGACGCGGAGGCUUUGAUGAGCCGGUUCGGCUGGAAGGAGGAGGUUUCGGACUAGUCUCCAGAGAACCAUGAGCACUGUGGAGGAGGAGCCGGACCACAUGAUACCAUGAAGAGAAGCCUGCAGGUCCUGCCCCACCAGCUGCUGAGUGUUCUACUGAUUCUGUUUGCGCCAGUUGGGCUGGUGUUCUCUGCAGAAGAGCUUUACCCCAGCCAAACCCUUCGAGACCUUAUCUCCAUGUCAACGAGGACAAGAACCCUCUCCACGCUCUCACCGGGGUCCUUGAGCUGGCAGGAGGGUUCCAGCACUGGGGAUCUGCACAACCAGGCACUGGCCUCUCUAGAAGCCAUCCGUAGACCCACUACUGUCGACCCAUUCCAGACACCGAAGACCAUUGUACCUUCUGCCAUAGUUCAGACAUCAAUAGUAGGGGUCCAUCCAGUUGAUCCCAGGGAUCAGGAGCCACCUCGUAACCCUCUUUCAAAAGCAGAAGCCCCCCAAAUGACCUCUGGAAGUAUGUUCAAUAGAACGACCUCUGGGUUUUUCGCCCCCAGAACACAAGAGCAGAACUUUAGCACUAAUACAGAUACGCCGAGUACAAUCAGUAGAAAGCCAGUGAACCGGUUUGAGCCCUCAGGUUUGGUCUAUAGGAAUCAGAUCAGUGCUACUGCAUUGAACAGUGGAAACCAAACCACAAAUUCUGGCUUGGGUCAUUCUUUAUUCUCAGGGACUGAAAAUGAUGUGACCCCUAGUGCAAAGGGCCUUUUAGAAAAUCCAGAUACUGGAGAGAUGGGAGUAGAGGACCCCAUUGAUCCUAUACAACAUCAGUCAUCACCAUUAAUUUCACCCUUAAAAACCCACAAAGGGCAGAAUGAGGACAAGUCGGCUCCACAUCACACCAUUACAUUGCGUGACGUGUCGUCAACAGAGAAUCCCACUCUCCCUUUGGAAACGUUGGGAGAGACUUUAGCACAAACUGACAUCCAGUCUCCUUCUCCAGCUCUAGCCCCACCUUCUACCACAUCCAAUAAUUCUUCAGGAGAGAGUGGAAGCUCUGCGGAAGUCCAAGGUGGUAGUAAUGGAACCACCAACAUGACCAUUGAUUCCCUUGUCUCCCUGACUAAUGUCACAGACGUCAUCAACAGCACUGGAGCCUCAUGGCCUGCAGCGAAUGAUCCGGACACAUCAGAAGCACCCUCCACCGCUAGCGGGAGCUUCAUGAACAGGCAGGUCCCAGCCACCACACAAGGCCCAUGGGGGUCUGGAAACCAGUCGGGCCCUGCGUUAGGUCCUAAUCACAAAAAGUUCACCAUCUGCCUGAACAAAAUGGACAUUGUGUGGUUGGUUCUUGCCAUUAGCGUGCCUGUCUCCUCAUGCUCCGUGCUACUUACCAUAUGCUGUAUGAGGAAAAAGAAGAAGUCAUCUUCUCAGGAGAACAACUUGAGCUACUGGAAUGACGCCAUCACCAUGGAUUACUUCACCCGCCAUGCUGUGGAGCUCCCACGCGAGAUACAAUCACUAGAGACUGAGGAUCAGGAGACGUGUCUGCCCCCUAAUGGUGACUACAGCGACAGCGGCGUGGUUCUGGUUAACCCCUUUUGCCAAGAGACUCUCUUUAUCAACAGAGACAAGGCCUCUGACAUCUAAACAUAUUAUAUUAAAAGGAGACAAAAUCCCUGAGGAUUUUCCAGUCUCUUUUCUUUGCUUGCAUUUUUUAAGAAUAUAUAUAAAUAAAUAUAAAUAUAUAUAUAUAUAUACACAUAUAUGUGGUGGACCUUCAAAGACUGCGGUUUAUAUAUGAAACUGGUUUCAAGGAGCUGAAAGAAUAUUACAAAAAUGAACAAAUGUUAUUUACUAUGAGGGGGAGCCCUUGCAUAUUUUUCUGAUGUGGAUUUUCUACCAAUGCUUCAUUGUGAUAAGGGUUUUUAUGUCUUUUUUCAAUAAUAACAGUAAGUGUUGUUGCUCAUAUGUUCCAGUGGCUUUGGUUGUGCAGAGUGCUGAGAAACAUGGCGCGUGGUGUAAGGAUGCUUGUGUGACGUUACCCAAAAUACUUAAUAUGAUUACUUAAAAAAAAAGCCUGCCGCACUUGAAUUACGUAUGUAAGGGGAUGCAAGGGCAUUGAUUCUGGAACGGUUCUGGGAUGGGUCCAAUGGGUACUACAGCAACCCUCACUUCCAAAAUGGAGAAACUUGAGUUGAUUGCCUGUUUGCAUUUGAUUGAUGACGAAUCAUGACUUUCUGAGAUGUUUGUCCCCAGAUGAGUCACCAGCCAAUUGUCCCAUUCCUUAGAUGUCGGAGAUGUUUUCAUGAGUGUAUAUGUCUUGUUGCAUGCAUCUGAGGUGUAUGUGUCUUUAGACUAUAUGAAACAAGAUUUUGUUUCUAUCAAGGUUUCGUUACACCCUAACACCCUAAAAUUCACGUCGACAGUUGCACAAGCAAGUAGAAAAAAAUAUUUAAUGCAAAAAAAAUGUCUCAUACAAAGGCCGUUGUAUGGUAAUAUUACUGUGCUCCACAUUUCACAUCAUAUCUGUUCAUAUUGUAUGUGUUUGUGUUCAACUUAGCAGGGCUAAGCAUUAUACUGUAUAACUUGGUGGAAAUGCAUUUUUUGGCACUACUAUUGCUUUACAGGUUGGCACUAUAUAUAUAUAUAUAUAUAUAUAGUUAGAAGACACUUUUUUUUAGUGAAGGGUGAAUGAGUGUGUUUGUUCUGUUUAUGUCUGUCCCUUGUGUGAACAUUGACAAGAAUAAAUGAGACCAAAAUUAAUUCCUUAUAUUUCUCUUUGAUUCUCAGUGCUUACUGCUCUAUUGUACAGGUUUUUUUUUUUUUUUAGAUGAAUGUCAAUGAUGUCACUGGAUGUGUAGUUGUUAGAUAUAAAGACAUACAGAGAAACUAUUUUAUUUUGUACUUUCUUUGAACAUGUGGCACUAAUGUUGGUAACAUGUUUUAAGACCAUAUUAUCAUCUUUUCUCAAUACAUAUCUAUUUUUAUUUUUUUUUGCUGUAUGCUUAGCAGAUAUAUAUAUAUAUAUAUAUAUAUAUAUAUAUAUAGUUUAAAUGUAUUUGUUUUUUCAUUGUUUCCGUCCUUGCUGGCAUGAGUUUUAAAUAUGUAAGCAGAAGGAGCGAUAAUUGCUCUGCUGACAAGAAAAAAACUGCUUUCACAUAUGAAUCAUGUCUAAUUUUUUGUAGCACAUAAACUGUACUUUUUACUGCUGAGCGAUACAAAUAAAAAGGCUUUUGAAGCUUA